Molecule: messenger RNA, 3289 nt
Organism: Austrofundulus limnaeus
Lineage: Eukaryota; Metazoa; Chordata; Actinopteri; Cyprinodontiformes; Rivulidae
Gene: trappc11
Product: trafficking protein particle complex subunit 11
Source: RefSeq, a predicted model, not a curated record
GAUACUAGACUUCCGCUGUGAGCAGCUGAUUAGCUGCUGAGAUCGUUGUAGCUUUAUUGCUACAUUAGCUUGUGUUUUGGGUCAGUGUGUGGAUGUUAAACGAGUAAAAGUUUGUUUUAGCUCCAGCGGGAGGAGAAUUUAUCCUAAACAAAGGCCGCCGUCUGAUCGUUUAACCCGGGUCAACGUUUCUGUCUUCGGCCGGGAGAGUUCCGCUUCUCCGGUGAACUCCGGUGAGCUGAGCCGAGCUGUCAGUAGGUGAGUCUGCCGGCUCGUUAUGAUGUCAGGAUCCCAGUGGGAGCUGCCCCCCGAGCUGUGCUGCCGGCCCAUGGCCUUCGUAGCUCUAACUGGUCUGGAUGUGGUCUUUAAUGCCGUGCACCGGGCCAUCUGGGAUGCUUUCUGUGCCAACCGUCGAGCUGACAGAGUCCCCAUCUCCUUCAAAGUUCUGCCAGGAGACCACGAGUAUCCCAAAUGUCGCACUAAGCGAACGUCGUAUGAGUGGUACAUUCCAAAAGGCAUCCUGAAAACAAGCUGGAUGAACAAACACCUGAACCUGGUCCCUGCUCUGGUGGUUCUGUUCUACGAGCUGGACUGGGACGACCCGCAGUGGAAGGAGAAACAGUCAGAGUGUGCAACUAAGGUGGAGAUAGUCAGGACCAGUCUGCAGGGCAGGAACACCAAGGUGGCUGUGGUUCUGAUCCAGAAGAAAACCCCUCUGCCUCCAGGAGAAGACCUGGUGGCUUCAGAGAGAGCGUCGGCUCUCUGUAACGCUUGUGAUCUCUCUGGGAAGAGCCUGUUUGUUUUGCCACACACCGACCACUUGGUGGGCUACAUCAUAAGGUUGGAGAACGCGUUCUACGAACACGCCCAGACCUACUACUACACAGAGAUCCGUCGAGUCAAGUCACACAAAGAGUUCCUGAACAAGACAACACACCAGCUGCUGUUUGUCAGACACCAGUUUAAAAUUGCUUUCUUCAGCGAGCUGAAACAGGACACCCAGAACGCCCUGAAGUACUACAGAACUGCUUACAGUCUGGUUCACGAGCUCCGAGCACACGAGACCAACAUGUUGGAGAUUAAAACUCUGGCUGGCUUUAUAAACUACAAGAUCUGUCGCUUGUGUUUUCAACACAACACUCCUCUGGAUGCCAUCGCUCAGUUCAGGAAGCACAUGGACCUGUGUAAGAAGAAGAUUGGCAGCGCUGAACUGGCCUUUGAGCACUCUGCAUGGAUGUCCAAACAGUUCCAGUCCUUCGGUGAGCUCUUUGAUGAGGCCAUAAAGUUGGGUCUGACAGCCAUCCAGACUCAGAACCCGGGCUUCUACUACCAGCAGGCUGCCUGUUACAGCCAGGACAGGAAGCAGCUGGCCCAGCAGCUCUGUCAGGCUGGAGUGAGUUAUCCCUCUGCAGACCCUCUGGACCCCCAGAGUGGAGGACUGGACUACUAUGGCCAGAGACCCUGGAGACAAGGACAGCAGAGUAUUGAUCCACCUGAUGCAGAGAAGGAGAAGAUGGGGAUUCUGGCCCUGCAGAUUAAAGAGAGAGAUGUUCCUCAUUCUGAGCUGAUUAUAGCCCUUCUUAGUAAUGCUGUUGCUCAGUUUAAGAAGUACAAGUGUCCUCGGAUGAAAAGCCACCUAAUGGUGCAGAUGGGAGAGGAAUACUACCAUGCUAAAGACUACACCAAAGCCCUAAAGCUCCUGGACUACGUGAUGUGUGACUAUCGCACAGAGCGCUGGUGGGCUCUGCUGACGGCCAUCUUGAGCACGGCCCUGCGCUGUGCCUAUCUGAUGGCCAGUGUCAAGGACUACGUCAUCUACAGUAUGGAGCUGCUAGGCCGAGCUUCCACCCUGAAAGAGGAGCAGAGGUCCAGGAUCGAGAAGAAUCUCUUCAAAGUACUAAUGAAUGAGGUUCCUGAUGCUGAGCCCGAGUGUGACUCAUCUACUGUCAGUGCUGCCAGGUCUCUGUGGACCGACCGCAUGGCUUUGUCUGGAUCCAAUGAGCUGACCAUUGAAGUGCAGGACUACAUUCCCUUCAUCCAGUGCAAGGCCAGGUUCCAGUCUCCCAGUUUUCAUGUGGACCAGCCCAUCCAGCUCCAGGUCUUCCUUCGAGCAGACUGUCCUCAUCCUGUGUCUUUCAGCAAGCUGACUGUCAGCCUCAGUAACCAGGAGUACAACCAGUGGUGUGAUAUGGAAUCAUCUGGACAGAGUUUGACUCUGUUACCAGGAAAAACUAGGUGCUACCACUUCAGCUUUGUAGCUAAGACUGAAGACGUUGGUAAGAAGGUUGAGAUGACAGGCAUUGAGGUGAUGCUGGGCAGCGACAGCGGCCGCUGUGUGUUUCUGAGCUGGAGAGGUGCCGGGGGAGAUGCAGCCUCGGCUCAAGAAGCACUGCAAGCCAGUCGAUCAUCACGGCGAUGGGGGCGUGGCCUGGAGGCGAGGCAGGAGCUCGACUGGGACAGUCUGACUCUGCAGCACAGCACCAUGAUCAUCUCCAGAGUCCCAAAGAUCUGUGUGCAGCUGAGCCACCUGCCUCCUGCACUCAUCAGUGAGAUGUACUGCAUCAGACUCACUGUCCAAUCACACGAGGACACUGUGGCAAAAGACGUCAAACUGACAGCAGGUCUCAAACCAGGUCAGGAUGCUAACUUAGGCCAGGCCACCCACGUGACCCUGGACCAGUCGGUCCUCUGUGACGACAGCGCUCCUUCUCUUCUUGCCGAUGUGCCUCUGGGUGAUCUGAAGCCAGGAGAACAGCUGGAGAAGUGUGUGUACGUGAGGUGUGUGUCUUUUGGACCGAGGCUCUUCUUGUUCCACGUGGCCUACAGCAUGGAGACAGCUGUGGAGGGACAGCAGAUUAUCUGCAGGUGUCACAAGGAUGAGACCCUCACCAUAGAGACGGUGGUCCCAUUCGAGGUGUCAGUCAAGUUUGUCUCCACUAAGGUGCACCUCCUGGUCCUCCCUGGCACCCAGCAGCACAUGCUGUACAACUACUACCCCCUGAUGGCUGGAUACCAAACCCUGCCACACCUGAACAUCAGCCUGCCGCGCUGCCCCGCCUCCAACGUCCUGGCACUGAGACGCUUCCUGCCUCAGAGGAUCUUUGUGAAGCCUCAGGGUCGACAGCCGGACGACGCCUCCAUCGCUGCAGCCUGAGGAGAAACUGAAGCUGUUUCCUGUAAAUAGAAGAAGGUUUUGUUCUGUAAACACAUUCCAGGACAUGGAGUUUGUGGAUAAAUUCAUGGGUGAAGUGUUCUAGAUGAAGUGAAGGAUUAAUUAAACUUGUUUCCUGUC